AAUAUUCCCUUUUUAUAUGUUGUUUUUAAUUAACUAACUAACACCUCUGUUCCAAACAACCAUACCACAUCAUCAUAAACCAUACCCACCUCUCUCUCUCUUUUCUCUUCAAAUUCAACCAUUCUUCUUCUUUUGGGAAAGGAAGAAGAGGUGAAUGGUGGGGUUAGACAAAAAAGGGCAAUCACACACACAAAACAAACCACAAGAAAAAAAAACUUUGUGAAGAAAACAUAACAAUGAGAUAAAUGAUGAUGAAUGCAUAAACUAGAAGCAGGACAAGUACAACAACAACAACAUUACUCAUUUUAUUGCUAAUUUGAUGCAAUGGCUUACCCACAUUACCGAUCACAGUUCGGAGACACAACGUUCACUAAGGUUUUUGUUGGAGGACUAGCUUGGGAAACACCAACUGAAGAAAUGAGGAGUUAUUUUGAACAAUUUGGUGACAUUCUUGAAGCUGUCAUUAUCACUGAUAAGAACACGGCAAAAUCUAAAGGAUACGGAUUUGUAACGUUUCGUGAUCCAGAAUCAGCUAGAAGGGCUUGUGCUGAUCCAAACCCAGUAAUAGAUGGAAGAAGAGCAAAUUGUAACAUUGCUUCUCUAGGACGUCCAAGACCAUCACCACCAAGAGGGAGGGGAACAUAUCAAAGUGGAGUGGGGACUGGAGCACCGGGAGCGGCCGCAGCAUACGGCGGUGUUCCAGUGGGAGGGCCACCACAAAUGGCAGCAGCAACGGGAGGUCCAGUAAUGUACCAACCAUAUGGCUACCCUACCUACACUCCUGAAUAUGGGUACCAUCAAGCUACAAUCUAUAACCCACAGAUUCAACAAGCACAAUAUUUUCAACAAUUAUAUGGACCAUCAUCUUCAACUAUGGGAUCACCAUAUUACUAUGGCUAUUCUGUGCAAGCAGCAGCACCAAGGGGUACAUUUUCUACACCCCGCAUACAAGCUGCACCGUCCUAUCUAUACUACCCUACAACACCAAUGGAAGGUUCUUUCUCUGCUGCAUAUCGUCCAUUUCAACAACCACUUAUAAGGCACCCCUCUCCUUCCCCUUCUCCUACUGAUUCACAGACUCAGCAACGAACCUCAGCAGAGACAACAGCUGGAGUAAUAACUUCAGAAAGUUCAAAUACCCAAGGGAAGAACAACUAAUAAAUAUAUAUACCCCUUUAGUUUCAACUGUAUAAUAAUCUUCAAAUUAAAUUUCAUCACAUUAAUUCUUCAUCUUUCUCCACACUAUAUCUUCAAUUUUUUUGGGUCCACAUGCCUUAGUUUCAAGCAAUAGUACGGUGAUCUCUUCAUGACUUGUGUUCUUCACGGCUAUAACAUUCAAGAGUUGGACCAAUUAAUCAACUACAUGGAGAUUAUCUUCAUUCUCUU
This is a messenger RNA of Cicer arietinum (chickpea), 1386 nucleotides long. RefSeq lists its product as uncharacterized. The record is from RefSeq and is a predicted model, not a curated record. Gene Ontology annotation, molecular function: RNA binding. NCBI's taxonomy places the organism in Eukaryota, Viridiplantae, Streptophyta, Magnoliopsida, Fabales, Fabaceae.